Hemiscyllium ocellatum (epaulette shark) is the source of this 9340-nucleotide messenger RNA. RefSeq names its product agouti signaling protein 1 (gene asip1). The record is from RefSeq and is a predicted model, not a curated record. The transcript is spliced from 4 exons. Gene Ontology annotation, molecular function: melanocortin receptor binding; neuropeptide hormone activity. Gene Ontology annotation, cellular component: extracellular region. Gene Ontology annotation, biological process: melanosome organization; hormone-mediated signaling pathway; positive regulation of melanin biosynthetic process. Bases 53 to 550 code for a protein of 165 amino acids. NCBI's taxonomy places the organism in Eukaryota, Metazoa, Chordata, Chondrichthyes, Orectolobiformes, Hemiscylliidae.
AAGGGGAGGGGGAGACUCAGAGAAAAAGAGUGUUUAUUUAAGUCGUUCCCAGAUGGCUGAACAGUACACUAACAGAAAGCCUGAGCAGCGAGACAGUGUUAACCGUUCACCAACAUUCAAGAUGGCUCGCACUAUGUACUUUUGUUGGAUUCUCCAAUACGCCUGCUGCCUCCUUGUGUACUCACAUCUGGUUAUUGAAGAAAAAGACCCAGAAACUCCACAAAACAAGAAUAUUUCUGGUCUCCAUCCUGAGCAGAAAUCCAAGUAUACUGGCAUCUCCAUUGUAGAACUGCCAAAUAGUAGAAAAAUAAAUUUCAGAAGAGAUGGUAGAAGAAUGAGCCCCAAUCCACCCAAAAAAAAUAACAGAAUUGCAAUGGCUCAUAAGAUGAAGAAGCUAAAACCAGAGAACGGUCAUUGUGUGCCACUCUGGGGAAUGUGUCUUCCACCAUCUCCACCAUGUUGCAACCCUUGUGCCUUCUGUCACUGCCGAUUUUUCAAUACUGUCUGCUAUUGCCGGAAGCUAAAUGCCAAGUGUUUGGACAAAAUGUAAGCAGUUGCACCCAUGAUGAAGAAUAGCACAGCCAGCCUGGCUAUAAAAAAUUAAAAGUAAAUACUAUGCAUGUCUUCUUGUUGGUCAUUGUCAAAUCAAAUUAUGGAUAAGGGUAAAGGUAUUCCAAUUGAUUGAGAAUUAUUUACAAAUCAACAGUAAAAAUAUAGAACCUUCAUUGUUUUGCGCUAUAUCUGUGAAAUUGAAGGCUCACAGGCCCACAUCUAAAAGAAAGUUUGGUAAAUGUUUUGGGGUGGAGGAAAGAACACCAAGAGAGUCGUUUAUCAAUUGCAAAUACAAAAGUGUGACUUACACCACCUUUGCAAAUAAUCACACAACACCUUUUUCCAUAAAUAAAAAUAAAUUUCAUAGAAUCGCAAAUAAAAGCGAUAACAUUUCACUUAACUUCCUAUCAUACCUCUGAUUCUCAAGUUUUAGCAGGAGCCUAUUGUCAUUGGAAUCUUUUUUCAGAGCAAUAGCAUGAUAAUCUUAUGUAAUAAUGUGUUUUUUCGUAUAUAGAAAACACAGUGCAAGAUCUAGUUCAUUGUCCAAAUUUUGCAUGUCCUUGGAGGAAUAUUUAUCCAUAUUGUAGUCUAUCAUGGAACACAGAACUUUACAGCUGACAUUAGAACAUUGGAAACAGGAGCAGGAGUAGAUAUUCUUUCCCUUUGAGCCUGUGUCCCCAUUUAGUAAGAUCAUGCUUAAUCUGAUUGUGAAUUUAACUCCAUUUUCCUUCCCUACCCUCUUGGCAGUUGAUAAAUGUAUGCAGACAGGAAAUUGCUCUGAUGAAUUACAUUUUUCUCCAGGAAGCAGUCAUGAUCUUCCAUAUACCAAUAUUCCAACUUUCCUUCAACUUCAUUCAAGGUUCUUUUGAGUAUGUGUGGAUUUAAUGAACAAAAAUGGCCUUCUGUUAUUUGUUCUGUUCACAAAAUUGAGUGUCUGCUUUUUAAUGCAUCUACAGCACUGGCUCAGAUUUUCCAAUAGACAAUUAUUUCUGUAGAUGGGCAAAGGUCCCUCUGGAAACCCUGAAGUAACAGAUUCAACGAUUCCAAUAGCAAUUCCAAACGUAUCCAUUUAAAUCAGAUAAUUUAGAGGUUUGACUACUGUUAGCCUGAGAAUUACAUGAAAAUGUCAAAAGAUUGAAAAUUUAGUCAAACUCCUAGGUAACUAUUAAACUGACUCCAUAAUGCACUAUUCAUUUCCCCACCUAUAGCUCUCUUAGAUUUCACAUGCCCACCAGACUCUGAUCUCACAUGAAAAUCCCCUGUUCACUGUGACCUGAGAGCCCCCACCCCUUCAGCACAAUGAUUCCCCUCCCUUCACGGUCCCUAACUCACAUCUCCAUCACUAGAUCUGCAAAACCCCAGCACUGGACACAACACUUCCCUCCCAACCUGGACUUGACAGCCCCUUCUCAUCCAGACCAAUUAUCCCUCUCCCCCAGUGACCUGACAUCUUCUCGUGCAACCCCCCCCCCCCCCCCCCCCACCAGUCCUGCAUCCUCCCCGUUCCCCGUCAAGAUAAAAUUUUCUAUGUCACUGAAAUUGCACUUCCUCCCAUCAAUGUGAUCUUCCCCUCCUCACUGGGUCACAACAUCCCUUUCUCCCACUUGAAAACCCAACAUCCGCAACCCAAUCCUCUCCCAAUUCUCAGACCCAACAGUAUACAUUCUCUGCUACUAGAUAUAGUAGUCCAGUCUCUCUAAUCGCCAUUAAACCCUCCAUUAAUUAACUUGCACCUACCCACCUGAAAUCCUAUACACCUGGCAUCACACUUACCCUUUCGCAUGAGCUGUCAAAGUGGUUGUCUGUACCGCUGAAUUUUCAAAUCUCAGAAUAUGUCAACCAGCAAGGAAAAGGGUCAUGGUUUGAAUUUUUCAUCCAUUCUGUAUUACAAGGGAGUUGUUAGAUUUCAGAUAUACUGUGCAGUCCCCAAGUAGCUGUGAUCAACAUUUUCUGUCAAAAAUCAUAGAAUUUUACAGUAUAGAAGGGAUCAUUUUAGCCAUUGUGUCUGAACUCACUCCCAAAAGAGCUACGUAAAAAGAAGAUCUGUUAAGUAAUGUUGAAGAAAAUGUCAAGACUGACAUGUCUGAAGAGGUCAUAUGUGAUCUCUUGUAAGAGUGAACAGCGUACUAUCUGAAAACAGGCUGAUCUCUGAAUGAUUUCUGGAUCAAUAAUAUUUCACAAUAAUUAAGCACAAACUUCAUUAUACAGAAUGGAAGGUGAGGGGAUGUGCCAGGAUGCUUGCUGAAAGAUUAUCUUUCAUGAAUGGGAGAGAUCAGAACUAGUGUAUACUGAUUAAAAAUAAGGAAUGUCCCAUUUAAGAGACAGACUAAGAGAAAUGCUUUUUUCUCAAAGUACUGUUGAUCUGUGGAAUGCUCUUCCUCUGAGAACAAUGAAAUCGGGAUUAUCAAAUAUCUUUAAGGUUGAGUUAGAUAGAUUCUUGACUAAUAAAGAAGUCAAUGAUAUUUGGUUAGGCAGGAAAGCAAAGGGCACAAUCAGAGCAACAGUAAUUUUAUUAAAGCAGAAAAUGCUGGAGAAAUUUAACUGUUUCUCUGUCCACAGAUGCUGCCAAACCUACUGAAAGUCCCCAGCAUUUCCUGUUUUUAAUUUAGAUUUCCAGCAUCCAUAGUAUUUUGCUUUCAUAUAGUUCUAUUAAAUGUCAAAUCAGGUUCAAGGGCUAAUUAGCCUAUUCUCCCUGCUUCUAAUUCACGCUGUUGGUAUGUAUAUCAAGUGCAGACUGUCUUCCACCUGAAAUUAAGUUACAUUAAAUUAAUUAUUUGAUUAUAGAUUAUUGCAGCGAAACAGGGUUAUAAUUAUAGGGGAUUUCAACAUUUGCCAACAUUAACUGAGAUGACCUUAGUGUGAAAGGAUGAGAUAGGGUGGAAUUUUUAAAGUGCAUCCAGGAGGCCUUUUUGUGCCAGUACGUCAAUAUCUAGUAUUGGAAAUGGACAGUGCCAGACCUAAUCCUGAGAAUGAAUCCAGUUAAGUAAUUGAAGUUUCAGUGGAUGGGCACUUUGGGACUAGUGACCAUAAUGCUGUAAGGGAUAAGGAUAGUGUGCAAGUUAAGUGUCUAAACAGGGGGUCGGCUAAUUUCAAUAUUAUUAAACAGGAACUAGUAAACAUAGACUGGGAGCAGUUACUUGCAGGUAAGUCUACAUUUGGAAAGUGGUAGUCUUUUAAAAGUAUUAUAGCAAGAAUUUAUGGUCAGUGUGCUCUUCUAGGAGUAAAGGGCAAGGGCAGAAUGUCCAGGGAACCCUGAAUGUCAAGGUAUAUUGAGAGUUUGGUAAAGAAAAGGAGGGAAGCAUCUGUCAGGUAUAGUGCAAUAAAAACAGAAAUAUAGAGUAUGAGGGCUGAUUAAAAAAGAAAUUAUGAAGGCAAAGAGAGGUCAAGAAAUAUAUUUAGUAGAUUAGGAAAACCUCAAGGAUUUUUAGAAGUACAGAUAUAUGAAAACUGAGAGGAUUACCGGGGAAGAGUGGGAUAUAUUAGAGACUUAUGCGUGGAACCGUUGGACGUGAGUGAGGUCUUAAUUGAACACUUCUCACCUGUAUUCACAAAGAAGACAUGGUAACUGGGAAUUUCAGAUAGGAUGGAGAGAUUCUAGAAUAUAUUAAGAUUAAUAAGGAGGUAAUUGAUGUUUAGCAAGCAUAAAGGUCAAUAAAUCCUCAGGGCCUGAUGAGAUGUAUCCCAGGCUGCUAUGGGAGACAAGGGAGGAGAUUGCUGGGACUCUGGCAAAUACACGUAAUACUCCCCUGGCUGCAGGUGAUCUGCCAGAUGACUGAGGAUAGCUAAUGUUGUUCCUUUGUUCAAGAUGGGCAACAAGGAUAGGCCAAGUAAUUACAGGCCAGUUCAUUUGAUGUCACUGCAGGGAAAUUAUUUGAAAAAAUUCUGAGGGAUAGAAUUAAUCAACACUUGGAAAGACAGGAUUUGGUCAGGAAUAGUUAGCAUGGAUUUGUUUGAGGGAGAGCCUGUCUGGCUAAUUUAAUUGAGUUUUUUGAAAAGGUGAUUAAAUAUAUUGAUGACGGUCUUGCAGUUGAUAUGGUUUAUCUGGACUUAGGUAAGUACUUAACAAGAUCCCAGAAAGAAAGCUGGUGCAAAAGGUAAGAGCCCAUGGGAUCCAAGGCAAGUUGGCAAACUGGAUCCAAUUGGCUCACAGACAGGAGGCAACAAGUGAAGGUGAAGAGUUGUUUUUAUGAUUCUAAGCCUGUCACUAGCAGUGUUCCACUGGUGUUGGGAUCCUUACUUUUUUUAAUGUAUAUUAACAAGUCAGCUGUGAAUGCAGACGGUAAAACUAGUAAGUUUGCAGAUGACAUAAAAAUUGGUGGCAUUGUUGAUAGUGAGGAGGAUGGUCAUAGUUUGAUAUUGAUCAGUUGGUAUAUUAGACAGAGCAAUGGUAGGUGGAAUUUAAUCCUGAUAAAUGUGAGGCGAUGGAUUUUGGGAGGUCUAAUAAGGGAAGAACACCUAGACAGUACUGAGGAAGAGUACACAGGAAGACUAUUGUAGACAAGUUGAAACUUAUUUUUACCAACAUGGUAUAGCAAUGAAUGUCUUCAUUGUUCCAGCAUUUUUUUCAUUAUUCAAGCUAUUGGAUCAUUGGUUCACAGGAUUAUUUGGAGCUGAGUAUUUACUUUCAAUGGCAUGUCUGCUCAUACUCCUAUCAAUGAGCCAGCCUGACUGGUCGCUUAUCAACAAUGUUCUAGGGUAUGAUAUACUGCAGAGUUUCCGGUUAUGGUCCCAGUCUCAAAUCAACAUAUCAAGAUGCAACAUAUUCACUCCAAUGAAUCACAGCUUACUUGCCUUGCACAAGGAGUCAACAGACCUACAUAAAAGCUGAAGUUCCAUUUAUAUAUUAUUAUCUAGGACACAAUGUUCUUUUGUGCAUUGCAUGCCCACAUUCUAUGUUAUUUCAACUCCCUUUCUGGUAAAAUAGAAUUGCCUAGCCAAUUUCAGCCAAAUUCUAGCCUCAGGUGAAAGAGUUCUGUCUUUUUUUUUAACUCACAUGGUAGUUGGAGGUGAGAAUUUAAUUGGCAGGCUGUAAAGAAAAUAAUGAAUUCAUCUGUUUCCAACUUGCAUUUUUUGUUUUAUGAUUGUGAAGUACCAGCUCAGGGGAAACAGUCAGAAAAGGAGUUAAUAACUCAUGUCUUCUCUUUUGGAGGGUGAUGCAACAGUAUGAGGUAAGCUUGGGGAUAAAAUAACAAAGAAACAUCAUUAAAAUUAUAAAAUUAGGGAUUGUUUACUCAUCAUAAAGUUUCAGAACUUAAGCAACGUCAAUUAUUACUGGCACAGUUGUGUACAGCAUGAUGUACCUGAAGGACAAACAGAGGCUCCAUAAUAUGUUAGGACCUUGUGAUACUGUGGUAGUGGCCCAGAGGUCUGAGUUCAACUCCCACCUGCACUGCAGCUGUUUCAUGACAUAUCCAAAAAGAUUGAUUAAACUUAUAAGUAGAUGAAGCACAGAAGGAGAAACUUGAACAGUGGCAGAUACGUAUGAAGAACUAAUUUCAGAUAACUGCAGGGAUAAGAUUAGCAAAAUGCAAAACAAUGACAGCAACAACAUAGUGUCAGAUAGCACUACAUAGAAUAGGAAUAAAUGAAUAUACAGAAACAGCCACUAAGAGCGGCACAGAUAGAACACAGAACAGUACAGACAAGGAAUAGGCCCUUCAGACUACCAUGUCUGUGCUGACCAUGACGUUAUUCUAAAUUAAUCUCACCUGCCUACACAUGGUCCGUAUCACUCUAUUCACUGCCUGUUCGUGUGUCUGUCUGAUGCUGAGAAAAUACCAGAUAUGAACACUGGUACAAAUACUAACUCAAUGGAGUAAUAUACAACAUCAGAUGCCAGACCUGGACAGGAAGGUUGUCCAUAUUAUAUCAAAUAGCAAAGUCAGAUGCCUGAAAAAUAUGAGAUGCAAACACACCAAUAUUUGUUGGAUUCCAGCAUACAACAAAGAGUGACAGCAAAAGAAAUUCUAGAUAUUGAGACAGGACAUGCAAACGUUUGUACAAAAACAAAUAAUAUCAUGGAACAGAUACUGACAAAGGAAUAACUAUUAGUCAAUGACAGAUACAGGAAUAAACAGUACCCCACGUACAGGUAGACCACAUUUAUAUAUCAGCAAGUGGAGAUACUGCUAAAGGAAUAGAUUUCAGUGCCACGAUAAAAGCCAACAGACAGGUACAGAUACUAACAUUAUAACAAAGACUCACCACAGGUAGAAGUAUCAUUACAGGAAUAAUUAUCACCAUAGGCACAGAAAUAAAGUGUAACACAGGGACUGGUAUAUGUUUAUUUCAGGAUCAGUGGUGCUGGAAGAGCACAGCAGUUCAGGCAGCAUCCAACAAGCAGCGAAUUCGCGUUUCAGGCAAAAGCCCUUCAUCAAUUGAUUCCUGUAACGUCGAUUUCGCUGCUCGUUGGAUGCUGCCUGAACUGCUGUGCUCUUCCAGCACCACUAUCCAGAAUCCAGUUUCCAGCAUCUGCAGUCAUUGUUUUUACCUAUGUUUAUUUCAUUUACAAUAUCCAUUCAGCAUCCAUUCUGUCAAGUCCCUUCAGGUUUGUAUAUGUUUCCAUGAGAUCACUUCUCAUUCUUCUGAACUCCAAAGGAUAUAAGCCCAAUCUGUCCAAUAAUCUUCCUCAUAAAUGAAACCGUCAUUCCAGAAAUCAGUCAAGUGAAUCUUCUCUAAACUGCUUCUAAUAGAGUUAUGUCCUUUUUUAAGGAAAGCAAACUAUAUACGAUAUUUUAGAUGUUUUCUCAUGAAUGCUUUGUUUAACUGUAGCAAAACAUCUCCACUUCAUAUCCUAUUCACCUUGCAAUGAGUUAUAACUUAAACAUGGAUUCAGAACUCCACAAGGAGUAAUAAAGGGCACAAAUAAGAAUCUACAAAAUUAAUUGAAUAAUAUAAUAAUCUGUUAUGUAAUAAAAAUACAUAAAAAUCCUUGCAAACAUUUUCAUUACUCUUCUGAAGUCAAUGAUAUACUUAAUUAUUGCUCCAACUUAUGUAAGUUGACACCUUUGGGGAUAUUUUAAUCCGAAAUACCGGAAGUAUAUUACAAUGUAACAAUAAAAUCACAAGCAGAAGAUCAACCUACCUCAAACCCACACUCUUUUAAGGAGGCAGUGUAGAAAAUGCAUCGUCUAUCUAUAUCCAAGGCACAGAUCACUCAUUUCAUUAUUUUAGAUCCUCAAUGCUGCGUAUUAUUAGGCUGGGAUGGAGCAAAUUUAAGUUCAAUUCUGGUCUCGUCAACAUCCACGCAAACUCACUUUCUAACAGGGUCCUCUACAUCCUGAUUAGAAGUGGGACUACAGUCAGUGUCACCUCUAGCCCAAGCAGGUCUGGGUUCAAGGGUCUCAGCCAUGACCUUUGGGGACAGGUUCAAGAGGCCAGAGAAAACCUGGUGGUGAUGGGUCCCAAAGGGAGUCCUUCAUCGUUCAUAACAGUAAACUGCUCAGUUAAAAUUGUUGGCUUUCCAUUUGGCAUGGGCCCUCCUCCAUUAUGGAUAAAAUACCAACAGGCCCAAGGGACAGAGGACUGCCCAACAUGUCUACUGCUCCUGUAAAAUUUCAGCUAGGUGAUUAUGAGCAGAAAGGUAAUGACCAGAAAUACCUGCUGAAUUUUCUCAGCACUUCUACUUCAAACUUGAUGAUGGGACAAAACAAACUCUAACCCACUAUUAAUCUCAUUAAACCUGGUCAAUUCUGCUAGGUCAAAGGUUUACCUACUGUGUCUUCUAUGAAAUCCAUAAUAUACACUAAUAAUUUGGAUUUAAUGAAAACAUAAUACCACUCAUGUUCUUCUGUGGAUACAAUGCAAAUUCUGUGGUACAAAGGCAAUAGUCAAUUCAGUAUUCCUAUACAUUUUUAAUAUUCAUAUUCACUAUAACUGAAAUACAAAGCUAUUGUGAUACACACAUAUGUUUAUAUUUACAUUGAAUUUGUUGGUUUGUGCUGUGGUUCAAGAUUAUGAAAUGUUAUUCAUGGUUUUAUUUAUUUUGUGGACCAAUCCAGAAGUCUUAAUAAGAACCAGUGCACGAAAUGGGGCAUGGCUGUUAAUUGAUGUGCAUUACAUUUACUGCCUUUUGAGACCAUCAAAAUUAUACUCAAUUUGCAUGUUUUUGUGAAUUUUGCAGUCAUCAAAGUGUGUUUUUGAGAAAUAGAAUUUUCCCUGUAUUGUGAUUACUGUAGGUGCACAGUAGAACAUCUUUACAUUCCUAAUGUGGUCAGUCCAACCUCAGUAAAUAAUACCCUAUUGCUACCAGCUGAAUAAUCUUUCAGCCCAUUGAUUUAUCUUCGUCCAGUAUGCAUGUCUGUUCGAGACAAUUGUUGGCUCAAAUCCUAAUUCAAAUAUAAUCUUGGCUGAUACUUCUGUUCAAUAGUGCUAUAUUGUCGGAAGAAUAAAAUAAAUUAAUUGGCCGUAAAGUGAUUGGAGACAGUCUGAAAUGUUGUAAACAUUAUUUCAAAGCAAAUUACUUUUUUCUUUGACUGAGGCUACCGGUAUAUAAUUGGUUUAUGUUAAGGACUCAUGUCCAAUAGGAACCAGACUAAUAUUGCCUCAGAUUCCUUCUAAGAUAGAAAACAUAAGGGCAGCAGGCCCAUAAGUCCUUCAAUCCAUCAUUCACUAGGCUACAUUUGAAACCAAAUUCGCUAUUUAUAUUUUGAUCAGUGCUGAUUUUAAAGCAGUGAUGUCUUAUACAAUUGACAGCCGUGCAUUGUCAAUGUAAUCAAUAUUGUGUGCAUAGAAAUUGUUUGAUUUUUCUCACUUGUGAUUACAAUAUGUUUUGCUCUUCCUGUUAUCU